Molecule: messenger RNA, 546 nt
Organism: Penicillium coprophilum
Lineage: Eukaryota; Fungi; Ascomycota; Eurotiomycetes; Eurotiales; Aspergillaceae
Product: cyclin-dependent protein kinase regulatory subunit CKS1
Exons: 4
Biological process (GO): regulation of mitotic cell cycle
Cellular component (GO): SCF ubiquitin ligase complex; cyclin-dependent protein kinase holoenzyme complex
Molecular function (GO): cyclin-dependent protein serine/threonine kinase activator activity; ubiquitin binding; histone binding
Source: RefSeq, a predicted model, not a curated record
AUCGGGUCUCUAUCAGAGCCCUGUGAGCGUACGUUUCCGUUGUCGCUACAUGCGAUAAUCAUUGAGCCACAUUGUGAGGCGCAUCCUCAAUCUACUUGUUUACUUUGCCCUUGUUGCUUGGACACAUGGAACAUACCUAUCCUGACGACCCGUGUGUAUAGGAGAUCUUAUAUUGCCAUUUCUUCUCAUUCCGCUAUCACAAUGGACAUCGACCCAGCUAGGCGCAACAAGAAGCCCCGCCUCCUCUUGGAGACGGAGCGCGAGAAGCUUGAUGAAUUCGUGGACUCUAUUCACUACUCCGCAAGAUACAACGACGACAAAUUCGAAUACCGCCAUGUGCAGCUCCCGAAGAACAUGCUCAAAAAAAUCCCCGCAGACUACUUCGACAGCGCCAAGGGAACUCUGAAAUUGCUUUGGGAGGAGGAAUGGCGGGCUCUGGGUAUCACACAAAGCUUGGGAUGGGAGCAUUACGAGGUGCAUGAACCAGAACCUCAUAUAUUAUUGUUCAAGCGCCCACUCAACUACCAGCCCCCUCUGCAACAAUAA